Messenger RNA from Choloepus didactylus (southern two-toed sloth), 1719 nucleotides. RefSeq names its product myosin binding protein H (gene MYBPH). The coding region runs from base 1 to 1419 and encodes 472 amino acids. Gene Ontology annotation, molecular function: protein binding. The record is from RefSeq and is a predicted model, not a curated record. The transcript is spliced from 11 exons. Lineage: Eukaryota; Metazoa; Chordata; Mammalia; Pilosa; Megalonychidae.
AUGACAGGAAAAGGCACCUCCGAAGCUGCCACCUGUGCUCCAGAGGAGACAGCCUCGGAGCCCACCAUUGAGCCCUCCAAGGAGGGGGCAGCAUCAGAGUCCAGUGGGGAGGAGGAAGUUGCCAAGCCACAGGAGCCUGCUUCUGAUGCACCUGCCCCAGCCGCCACUAAACCAGCACCCUCAAGAGAAGAUGUCCCCAGUACCCCACUGAGUCUGACUGUGGAAGAUGUGAGCAGUAGCUCGGUGACCGUGAGCUGGGAGCCCCCGGAGAGGCUAGGGAAGCAGGGGUUCCAGGGCUACGUGCUGCAGCUCUGCCAAGAGGGAGCCUCAGAAUGGGUGCCUGUGAAUGCCCGGCCCAUGAUGGUGACGCAGCACACCAUGCGGAACCUGGCUCUGGGGGACAAGUUCUUCCUGCGCGUGGCUGCGGUGAACUCUGCAGGGGCUGGCCCGGCAGCCGAGCUGGACCAGCCUGUCCACAUCCGGGAGAUCAUCGAGGCCCCCAAGAUCCGCGUGCCCCGCCACCUUCGUGAGACCUACAUCCGCCAGGUGGGAGAGACGGUCAACCUGCAAAUCCCCUUCCAGGGGAAGCCCAAGCUUCAGGCCUCAUGGACUCACAAUGGCCACGCCCUGGACAGCCAGCGGGUGAACGUGCGUACCGGGGACCAGGACUCCAUCCUCUUCAUCCGCUCCGCCCAGCGCUCUGACUCGGGCUGCUAUGAGCUCACCGUGCAGCUGGAAGACCUGGAGGCCAAAGUGGCCAUCGAUGUCCUGGUGAUUGAAAAGCCCGGAGCCCCCAGCAGCAUCAGGCUCCUGGAUGUCUGGGGCAGCAAUGUUGCCCUUGAGUGGACGCCACCCCAGGACACAGGCAACACGGAGCUCCUGGGCUACACUGUGCAGAAGGCAGACAAAAAGACAGGGCAAUGGUUCACGGUGCUGGAGCGCUACCACCCGACCACCUGCACCAUCUCCGACCUCAUCGUGGGGAACUCGUACUCCUUCCGUGUCUUCUCGGAAAACCAGUGUGGACUCAGCACCUCGGCAGCCAUCACCAAGGUGCUCGCCCACAUCCAGAAGGCAGAUAUUGCUGCCAAACCUAAAGGGUUUAUUGAGCGAGACUUUUCAGAAGCACCCUCGUUCACCCAGCCCCUGGCCGACCACACUUCCACCCCUGGCUACAGCACUCAGUUGUUCUGCAGUGUCCGAGCGUCACCCAAGGCCAAGAUCAUCUGGAUGAAAAAUAAGAUGAAUAUCCAGGGGGACCCCAAAUACCGCGCCCUCUCUGAGCAAGGCAUCUGCUCCCUGGAGAUCCGUAAACCCAGCCCCUUUGACUCUGGUGUCUACACCUGCAAGGCCACCAACGUGCUGGGGGAGGCAUCUGUGGACUGCCGGCUGGAGGUCAAAGCGUCAGCCACACACUAAGGAGAUACCAGAGGAGGCUGUGAUGAAGAGCAAGGUGCCGCAGACCUGAGGGAGACCAGAAUCCACCCCCACAGGUGCCUGAGACCUGUUUCUGGAGUGACAGCUGAUGGAACAGCUCCCUGGUUCCGGCCUGGCCUCCCUUCCUACCCAGGCUGGAGCCCAGGACCCAGGAGUGGGCCUAGCAGGCCUCAGGCCGGCCUUCCCAGACACGAGGGCCACCUGAAAGGUGCAGAGAUUUGCACAUCCCUGCAGAGGGGUGUGCAAUGGGCAAGAAACGCUCAAAUAAAGGUGUGCAGUGUU